Messenger RNA from Camellia sinensis, 1218 nucleotides. RefSeq lists its product as uncharacterized. The record is from RefSeq and is a predicted model, not a curated record. NCBI's taxonomy places the organism in Eukaryota, Viridiplantae, Streptophyta, Magnoliopsida, Ericales, Theaceae.
UCCUUCAGCAAACCAAAGAAAAAACUUUCCUCUCUCUCUCUCUCUCUCUCUCUCUCUCUCUCUAAAAAUAGCAAAAUUUCUCACUUUCUCUCACUAGAAAUGGAGAUGGAGCCAAGCCCACCAAUGAUAGCCAAGAAACUAUGGAACAUAGCGAGGAUAGUGUUCUUCAUGUUGAGAAAAGGCAUAUCAGAGAGCAAACUAAUGGUAGAUCUCCACAUGCUCUUCAAACGUAGCAAAGUCGCCGGAAAAGCCCUAGGCAACCUCAUGCUCCACCACCACUCCACCCUGAGUUGCCGCUCCAACGACAUACACCUCUCCUUCGUGUCGCCUCGAGAGUAUGAGUUCAGUUGCAGCAACAGCCCAGCCUAUCCCUCGUACAACUCGAGACGUAAACACAACCGCCAUGCUGACGAUUUAAACAUCGUCAGUAAGGUGUUUGAAAUUUUGAAUAAAGAGAUGCCAGAGGCGUCACCGCUCGUGCUUCCAGGGUUCGGGCGGACCCCGAUGGUGAGGCAGCUGAGGGUGACAGAUUCACCAUUUCCAAUAAAAGAUGGUGACGAUAAUACCCAAGUGGACAUGGCAGCUGAAGAGUUCAUUAACAAGUUUUACAAAGAUUUGAAGUACCAAAAGAGGAUGGCUGCCCUAGCAUCUCCAUCACCCUAUCACAUAAGGGCUAGUUAAUAAACGAUGUCAAAAAAUUUCUAGUCAUAUUGUGAUUAGAUUCUAAAUUUGGGGUUCCAUGGUUUGCACAAGAAUGUGCAUGUCAAAAGCUACCGCACUUUCCCGUUGGAUAAACUUAUCACUCUCUGCAACAUCUGAAGACGUUGAGUGAUUUUUACAUGACAAUAUUGCGUUUGAAUUUUGAAUUUGAGAAAUUAUUUACAGAGGCAUAGAAAAUGAGGAAAAAAAAUAUUGGACUUUGGUUUGUUCGUUUUUCUUCUCUCUGUAAAUUUUUUUAAUAAAUUUAAAAUUCAAACACAAUCUUACUGUCACAAAGACUUCAUUUUGAUGUUGCAGAAAGUAUUGGUUUGCUUGUGGGGUUGUGCCCUGGCCUCAAUGAAAAAAGCAAACGCUUCUUAAUUUCAACAAUAAUAUUUGUGUUUUUCGGGUCAUAGUGCUCUUUUUUUUUUUUCAAUGUCUUUUCUUUUCUUUUCUUUUUUUUUCCUUUUUUUGGGUCUCAAUGUGAAUGUUAAGUAAAAAUCAUAAAGAUUAUGUUCA